Parasteatoda tepidariorum (common house spider) is the source of this 3086-nucleotide messenger RNA. RefSeq names its product potassium voltage-gated channel protein Shaker. The record is from RefSeq and is a predicted model, not a curated record. Gene Ontology annotation, biological process: action potential; potassium ion transmembrane transport; protein homooligomerization. Gene Ontology annotation, molecular function: protein binding; delayed rectifier potassium channel activity. Gene Ontology annotation, cellular component: membrane; voltage-gated potassium channel complex. Lineage: Eukaryota; Metazoa; Arthropoda; Arachnida; Araneae; Theridiidae.
UUUUUAGAACGAAACGGCACGGGACGCGAGGUGCGUCGGUGGAGAUCUGCCUCCCUGAAGCAGCAGCAGACGAUCUAAGUCAGGUGGGGCUGUGUGGAACAAAGUAAAACGACUGGAGCACCAUGCUUCUUCAAUUUCAAAACACUCCAGUCCCAAACGAUAAAUUGACUCCUUGUGUACAGUGUGAUUUUGCCUACAAAGGAUCUUGAGAGUUCAAAUCAUGUUCUAUUUACCGGACAGCCCAAUAUAAACGAAGAAGAGUUCAUUUUUUUAAAAAUAAUUCCUUAGUUUAAAUCAAAGAAAUAUAGUCGAACUUAGGUUUUGAAAAAGAUUCAAUUUUCUCAAUACCUUAGGAUAUUUUAGUGCCUUCUUGGAUAUAUUACUAAUGCCUUGAGGAUAUCGGUCUUGAAAAUAGUUAGUUCCGUACUUAACUAGCAUAUCAAAUAGUUUGGAAAAUUUUGACAAUCAAUCGUCUUUUUGAUCUUCGAGCACAUCUUUACUAGCUCUUUACUAAUUGAAUUCUUCGUAAAUUUUAGCUUCUACUAUUAGACUUGGGCACAAUUUUUCUCAACAUUAUUUCUAAGCAAUAAUAAUAAUAAUAAUUUUUGUUGCUGAGAUCUCAACAGCUUUUUGGCAGAAAAAUCUCUAUUUCAAUUAGCAUAUUUAAAUUUCAACUCUUCUAUCAUCUUCUCUUUGCCUUUAAAAAGACCAAAAUAGAUGAAUUUCAAUUCAGAAAAGACCAAAUAGAUAAAUUUUAGUUCAAAAAAGACCAAACAGGUGAAUUUCAGUGGACUUUAUGGUGUUGUUCACAAUGGAUUACGUGAUUCUUAACUGCAGAAGAUAGUUAAAGUGGAAAUUAGUUGUCAACAUGGCGAUGUUCCGAGCUACCGGUGCCUCUGGCAUGGGUGGUCCAUGGGACAAGCUCAUGUCCAAAGUUAAAAAACAACAUUCAACUCAGCAUCAGGGAACCCAAGGGUCCCUGCCGAAGCUGCACGGCGAAGAUGGAGGCGGUGGAGGAGGCAUCACCGAGGGUGGAGGAGUGGGCGGCGCCCAGCUGCUAUCAUUGCCGCCCCUCUGCAACUUCGAGCCCAUCCCACACGACCACGACUAUUGCGAACGGGUUGUGAUCAACGUGAGUGGUCUUCGGUUCGAGACCCAGCUGAGGACGCUGAACCAGUUCCCUGAUACCCUGUUGGGGGACCCGGCUCGGCGUAUCCGCUAUUUCGACCCGCUGAGGAAUGAGUACUUCUUUGAUAGGAAUCGCCCUUCCUUCGACGCAAUCCUCUAUUACUAUCAAAGCGGAGGACGUCUCCGAAGGCCUGUAAACGUCCCACUCGACGUUUUUGCUGAAGAAAUCAAGUUUUAUGAACUCGGAGAGAUGGCCUUCAACAAGUUCCGCGAAGACGAGGGGUUCAUCAAAGAGGAGGAGAGACCCUUGCCCAAGCAGGAGCUUCAGCGCAAGCUCUGGCUUCUAUUCGAGUACCCCGAGAGCUCACAGGGAGCUCGUGUGAUCGCCAUCGUGUCCGUGGUAGUGAUUCUGUUAUCGAUAUUCAUAUUCUGUCUGGAGACGUUGCCCGAGUUCAAGCAUUACCGCCUCUUUAACACAACUAACAACAUGACACGUGUAAUAGAGGACGAAGUGCCGCGUACCACAGACCCUUUCUUCAUCAUCGAGACGUGCUGCAUCAUUUGGUUCACUUUCGAAUUGCUCGUUAGGUUCCUAGCGUGUCCCUCCAAAAUGGCGUUCUGCAAGGACGCCAUGAACAGUAUAGACCUGAUGGCCAUCAUCCCUUAUUUCAUUACAUUGGCCACCGUAGUGUCUGGUCAGCGGCCACAAGAGAGGCCCAUCAACGAGAGGGGCAACAACCAGGCCAUGUCGCUGGCCAUACUCAGGGUUAUCCGUCUUGUGCGGGUGUUCCGGAUCUUCAAACUUUCCCGGCACUCUAAAGGCUUACAGAUAUUAGGCCGGACUCUAAAGGCCAGUAUGCGAGAACUGGGCUUGCUCAUUUUCUUCCUUUUCAUCGGCGUCAUCCUCUUCUCGAGUGCCGUCUAUUACGCUGAGGCGGACUCUGAACGCUCUUUCUUCAAGAGCAUUCCCGACGCGUUCUGGUGGGCAGUUGUCACCAUGACGACUGUCGGAUACGGGGACAUGCGACCCGUCGGGGUCUGGGGCAAGCUGGUGGGCUCGCUAUGUGCCAUCGCUGGCGUGCUCACCAUCGCCCUGCCAGUUCCCGUCAUAGUCUCCAACUUCAACUACUUCUACCACCGGGAGACGGAUCAGGAGGAGAUGCAGUCGCAGAACUUCAAUCAUGUAACUAGCUGCCCGUACUUGCCCGGUACGGUGGGCGCCAAGCUCAAGCGCGAUUCUGUCAGCGAGUCUGCCUCAGACAUCAUGGAAUUGGAGGAAGGCAUGCUGCUCAGUGUCGAGAAUCAUCAACACCAGAUGCUCCUCAACUAUCACCAACAGCAGAAAAAGCCCAACUGCAAUCCCCUUCACAAUAACAACGUGAAUGCCGUCUCCAUUGAAACCGACGUCUGAAGUAGUGCUUGGUUGGCAGCUGCGCAAAUGUCCUCCUACAGAGCAGCCUUUAUAUACACCUUCCAGUUUCAUAAAACCAUAUUGGUUUCCAGGCUGGAUACAUGAGAAGAUGUGUACCAAAGGUCUUUCAAGCUUAAUAAAUUAUUCUAUUAAUUAUAAAGACUUUGGAGCUGACCCUCGCCAAGGAAGGAGCCAAGUUUUUCGCCCAAUUCAUCCAUUGCCAUUUGAAUGGAGCCAACGAUACUGACUAAGGAGGUUCGUUUGAAGUUCGGCACAAAAGAAUGUGCCACACUUCAAAAGCUACAGUAUUUUUCCUUUUUACUACAUCAAAACAAAAUCUAUCGAUUAGUUUAAAAGUGGAUUUGAUUAUAUUAAUCAUUUUAUUACAAAAAAAAUAACUGUGAUGGUGUGUUCUACAAUAAGACAUUUUUGGUUAUUAUGUUUGUUUGUUCUUAAGUUAUUAUUGUUCGAGUCACGUUAAACGAAGUCAAUCAAGGCGUUUCCAAGUAGCUUAUAGAAAUUAUUUAUUUAUUACCCCAAAUUAUUU